Molecule: messenger RNA, 291 nt
Organism: Bursaphelenchus xylophilus (pine wood nematode)
Lineage: Eukaryota; Metazoa; Nematoda; Chromadorea; Rhabditida; Aphelenchoididae
Source: the annotation of a GenBank genome assembly
AUGGGGGGCAAGAGCAGGCUCUGUGCUGCUGCUGGUGUGGAAGGGAAGCCACGAAGAGAAAGGGGGAUGGAUGCGGGAUGGGAGGAGGCCGGAGUGGAGCGGCUUUUUCUGCUCUCCGACGACGAAAUAGCGCGUCAUGGAAGAGAAGGCCCGAGAAAGCAUACGAAUUGCGAGGAAUUCGAAAAAGUAGAACCUGCUGUAAACCCUGGAGAGCCUAGUAAUCAUGAGGAAUGUAAAAACAAGAACCAAACAGGCCCCAGAGACAUUCACCACUCGUUGAAACAAAAUUAG